GUUAAAACUCGUAGCUGCCCGUUAUCUGCUCAUGUUGUCUCCACCGGGUGGAGUUUGGCAACAGCCCGCAAGACAAAGACGAGUGAUGGACCGGCGAAAGCGAACGGAACCGGCGUGGUCCACCAUACACUGAAGGCCUGUGUGAGACCGAGAAACAGAGCCCUGAUCUUCACCAGACAACAGAACCACCUGCUGUGACCAGUUGUUUUUGUUUCAUUGUUUACAUCUUUCACCAGUUGGAGGCUUUGCUCAAAUAGCAAAGGACAUCUGCUGCCAGGACUAUUAUUUCACAGCAGCUGCUCUAAAGGCCUAACUUUCCCCCUUCCUGCGAUGUAAAUUCAUCUGGGGAAACUGAAACUGAGGCACAGAGAAAAUAAUGAGAUUGGCUGAAAUUGCCCAACAGGGCAACAACAUCAAAAUGUUCACUUGCGUAAGUGUUUACUUUUUGUUCAGUGUUAAACGGAGCUCCAUCCCCAAGUCGUCUUCAUGAAGACCUUUUUCUGACAGAGAUAAGGGCCAGUUAGGGCCAGGAGGUGAAGGCUGUUCCUCUGCUAUCUGCUCUGGCCUGUGACUUCUACUGUUGAAUAGAUUUCAUCGCCCUCCUUGUAGCAAGAUGGAGCUUUUUUUCAACCCCUUUGACAACUUGUUGUGCAUCCUCCUGGGUAUCUCCUUCACCGUUUGGUUUACUCUACUGCUGGUCUUCAUUAUUGUGCCUGCCAUCUUUGGGGUGUCCUUUGGCAUCCGACGGCUCUACAUGAAAACCUUGUUGAAGGUCUUUGAGUGGGCGACAUUAAGGAUAGAGAGAGGAGCAAAAGAAAAGAAUCACCACUUGUACAAACCCUACUCAAAUGCCAUCAUUGCCAAGGAGCCCACCUCGUUGGAGGAGGAGAUUAAGGAGAUCCGACGCAGCGGUAGCAACAAAGACCUGGACUCAGCUCCUGAGUUUGAGAUGUCUGAUAUCUUCUAUUUUGCACGGCGAGGAGUGGAGAGCAUUAUGGACGAUGAGGUCACCAAGCGGUUCUCCGCAGAGGAGUUGGAGUCCUGGAAUCUGCUGACCCGCAGCAACUACAACUUUCACUACAUCAGUCUGAGGUUAACGGUCCUAUGGGGGCUGGGCCUGCUGAUCCGCUAUGGCUUCCUGCUGCCUCUCAGGGUAACUCUUGCCUUCACGGGUGUAGGCCUCCUCGUGUUCCUCACCUCAGUCAUUGGGUUGCUGCCAAAUGGAAGGAUGAAAAAUUUCCUGAGUGAGAAAGUUCAUUUGAUGUGCUACAGAAUAUGUGUCAGAGCUUUGACUGCCAUCAUAACCUACCAUGACAGUGAGAAUAAACCUAAGAAUGGUGGACUAUGUGUUGCCAACCACACUUCUCCCAUCGAUGUCAUCAUCCUGGCCAGCGAUGGCUGCUAUGCUAUGGUUGGACAGAUUCACGGUGGCCUGAUGGGGGUCAUUCAGAAAUCCAUGGUAAAGGCCUGCCCACACAUUUGGUUCGAACGCUCAGAGGUCAAAGACAGACAUCUAGUGGCCAAAAGAUUGAGUGAUCAUGUAGAAGACAAAUCUAAACUGCCCAUCCUCAUUUUCCCAGAAGGUACCUGCAUUAACAACACAUCAGUCAUGAUGUUUAAGAAGGGCAGUUUUGAGAUUGGUGCCACAGUCUACCCUGUGGCUAUUAAGUAUGAUCCCCGAUUUGGAGAUGCCUUCUGGAAUAGCAGCAAGUUUGGAAUGGUCAACUACUUGUUGCGUAUGAUGAGCAGCUGGGCCAUCGUCUGCAGUGUGUGGUACCUUCCUCCCAUGUCCAGAGAGGAAGGAGAGGAUGCUGUACAAUUUGCCAAUCGUGUAAAAGCAGCCAUUGCCAGGCAAGGUGGACUGGUCGACCUCCUCUGGGAUGGAGGACUGAAACGAGCAAAAGUAAAGGAUACCUUCAAAGAAGAGCAGCAGAAGUUGUACAGUAAAAUGCUGGUGGGGACCCAAGAGGACCGCAGUCGCUCCUGAAGGACCUGAGUGGACGUGGACUGUUUCAGACCCACUUGGGCACCACUGACUAAAUGGGAACGUCAGCAGCGCUCCCUCUGUGUCGGAGCUCCUGGACUGGAAAAUUCCCUCUCUGAUGUCAACAGUACUCCAUUUGGCUUCCUCGGUCACUGCGUCAGCCUGGCAUGUUCGGUUCGCAUCACUGUUACGGGUCAUUCUGAGUCUGCUGCCCUUCGUUGGAAUAGCUUGACAGAAGCCUCGCUUGCAUUAGAGUGAAAACAUUGUGCGCUCAGAAAUGAAAUGUAGUCUUCCUUGGUGGCAGUCAGUAGAGGGAAAACUUGUAUUAUCAUCUAUCAUUGAGUUCCCUUUUUGUUUGAUAGUUUUGAUUUUAAUUUAGAUUUUACCGUCAUUUUGUAUCAAUGUGUUUAAGUUACAGUUACCUAAUUAGACCGGGGGGGUCAAGAGACUUAAUGUAGAUAAAAACUAGCCUGUUCAAAGGUAAAACCUGUGACCAACUUGAGGUUUUGCAUGACUGGCUCAUGCCCAUUUUGACAAAGGGCAAAGGCCAGAUUUUGUUACAUUUCGGAUAUUUUUAUGGUCUUUUUCCAAAGGAGAGAAACGUUUAUUAUAAGUUUUGUUUUACAUGAAGAUUUGUAUUGGCGUGUUAUAGGGAUUAACAUCACACAAAUGUUCUUGACAUGUUUAUGGGUUUUUUCUGCUGAAUGUGUAAAUGCUCACAUUAUGAAGUGGAAAUGUGCACCCACUGUUACUCUGAGAGGUGAUGGGUUGAUGCUAAAUAUGUCCCUGCUAAUAAUAACUGGAAUAAUGGGGCUGUUAGGGUUUCCUUUAGGAAUUUACUGUGGAUGCUUUCAGCACAACCAGUCUCUUAACUAAAACAAUUCAAUUAAAAUGAGCUCAUGCAUAUUCAGACACACGGACAAACAGACUCAUCAUUUCGCUGGCUUCCUGCUAGCUGCAGUGACCAUCAUGCUUAAUUUAUUUCAAAGGUCUGUUUCAAACAUGUUUUAAGAUGUAGACGUUUAGUAUCAUUUUCUCUUUUCUUCACAAAAAUACUUAAAAUUACACUUCUGGAUUACCCUUCACUAGAAAAUGCAGAAUAUCUGAAUAUGCAAACGUUGGAUUCAGAAGUGGAACUAUUGGACAUAAAAUGUCUUGUACUUCAUAGAAAAGUCCAUUUUCAAUCCUUGUGCACAAAACUUUCGUUUUCCAUUUGUAAGAAAAGUGUAGUAAUGGCUCAGAGAUGGUCAUGUUACAAAUCAUUCAUUUAAAAAAAAAAAACCACAAAACUUGAACUUUGAGCUCAGAAAACUUUACCCCUCUUAACAAAUGAAUGUGAAAUGAGCUUCUAGUAUCAAACUCAAAAAUGCAAAACUAAUCUAAUUUUUAAGGGAAAGGGGUCCUGUAGGUGACCUUUUAAAGUCUAUUGUCUUUAUUUCCUCCCUUGCCAGUGAUCUUUCUCCUACUUGGCUGAGGAGAGAGUGUGCAGCUGUAGCAUGGACACUCCAUUAGCCCCGAGGUGACAAACACAAUGCCUCGUUUCUCUACAGACACUGUCAUCUCUAUAAUUUACUGUAUCAGGGACGGUCAUUUAGGUCAAACUGUCAAGUUUGUUCAUCAAAAUAAAUGUUCACAAAUGUG
Molecule: messenger RNA, 3625 nt
Organism: Sphaeramia orbicularis (orbiculate cardinalfish)
Lineage: Eukaryota; Metazoa; Chordata; Actinopteri; Kurtiformes; Apogonidae
Gene: gpat4
Product: glycerol-3-phosphate acyltransferase 4
Exons: 13
Coding region: 614-1987 (457 amino acids)
Biological process (GO): triglyceride biosynthetic process
Cellular component (GO): endoplasmic reticulum
Molecular function (GO): glycerol-3-phosphate O-acyltransferase activity
Source: RefSeq, a predicted model, not a curated record